Culex pipiens pallens (northern house mosquito) is the source of this 9019-nucleotide messenger RNA. RefSeq lists its product as uncharacterized. NCBI's taxonomy places the organism in Eukaryota, Metazoa, Arthropoda, Insecta, Diptera, Culicidae. The transcript is spliced from 5 exons. The record is from RefSeq and is a predicted model, not a curated record. The coding region runs from base 827 to 2809 and encodes 660 amino acids.
UUCCUGUCGCAGGACUGAGCAACAAGCAACAACCGGGACGUGUUUUCUUGCUCAAAGGGAAAAUAUUGCACACAUAAAUAACACUUUUCCACUUUUCUUCCCUUCCUAUUGUGCAAGGCCAGUGUUUGGUUGUGUGAGUGUACGUGUGUAACUUACGGGAAGGCAGCCGGAAAGGACUCUCGGAUUAGUUUGGAGCGCAGAAAAAACAGGUGCGAAAUCGUGCAACCGUGCGUGAAAAUCGUGAGGAAUUUUGCACCGGAAGUGGUGCUGCUGCGAGCGCAGCAGGUGAACGUGAGAUUGUGAUUGUGUGGCAGGCACUCACACAAAUCAACAACAGAGGUUGUAAAACGUGACUGAGGAUAAAGUGGCCUAGCCAGUAUCGGAAUUCAAUCAUCGUCCCCGACGACGUCUUUGCAACAGUUUGUGGUUUUCCCUUAGGACGAAGGGCGGAGGAAUUUAAUUGAAUUUUCCUCGUCUCCUCUUCUCGUCGACGGUUCUCAUCGUCCUCUCGGGAAAGUUUGUUGUUUUUCCCCGGGUGUUGGUGUGCGUAAGGCCGUGCGUUGCUGGAAAACAGCAGCAGUGUCUGGGAAAUUUCCUUGGAAAUUCAAGAAUCUUGCAGCACGGAGAGGGUGGGAAAAACAAACAGAGAGGAAAGUGCAGCAACAAAACGGAAAAUCCAUCCGUUGAUGCACUUUUGAUUGGGAAAGUUUCAGUGUCUGCGUGUUUGCAGAAGGAACGAAGGAAAAGCACUUAAAGAAAUCAGUGUCUGUGAGUGAGUGAAAGCACCUGCACUUCAAGGAUAUUUUCGCUGUUAUCGUUGUGGAAAAUGGGAAAUUUCGGGAUGCUGUUGCCACCAAAGUUGCUGCUGCGGAUGUCCACGCUGCUGUUUCUGGUGGUGCACAAUGCAAACGGUCAGUACGGUCCGGAAGGCGGUCGCCGACUUAAGCCAUGCGAGCUGGAAUCGUUGCUGCGGGAUUUGACCUACCCUGAGGAAGGUUACGAGAUGCAUGCGGCCGCCCUGCGGAACCAACUCCGACACAUCCUGGAACGGGACCCCUCGGACGGUGCCAACUACCAGUCGAUGGACGAGUACGGCGGUUACGAAAAUUCCGGCCCGUACGAGGACAAACGGUCCUACCGCUCCCUGCUGCGUGACGGGGCCUCCUUUGGCCAGAAGCGGAACCUCGGUUCGCUAGCCCGAGCCGGCCUGCUGCGGGCACCCCCAGCCGGUGACUACCUUAAGCGUAGCAUUGCUACCCUGGCCAAAAACGGCCAACUCCCGUCCCGGGAACCAGACUCGGAAGAGAGCAGCUCGGGCGCGGCCACCGGCGGUUGGACCGAUGCCGACAAACGGAACGUGGCCUCCGCAUUCCGGUCCGGGUACAUGCUGAACGGCAAGCGGAAUAUUGCCUCGCUAGCCCGGAAGUACGAACUGCCCGGCAAGCGGAACAUCCAAUCGCUGCUGCGAACCGGUGGAAUGAUGCCAUCGAUUGCCCCCAAGCGGAACAUGCAAGCGUUGGCGCGAGACAACUCACUGCCGCACUAUGGCGUGGUCGGGGGUGGCCAGGAAAGCAAACGGAACAUACAAACGUUGGUACGCGACUGGAAUUUACCCAAGCAGCAGGGAGGGGGUGGCAGCGGGGCGGCAGGUGGCGCCAGUGGAGUUGAUGAAAAACGAAACAUCCAAUCGCUGAAGAGUUCCCAGGGUGGUCGCAAGAAGCGCGAGCUGUACUACGACGAGGACCCACUCGGGGUGGACGAAAGCGGAACGCCGGAAGUGCUAGAACCGGUCUACCAGUCCGCCCCGCUGGACUACGAGGAGCUGAUGGAAGCGAUGAGCGAGGCGUACCCGUACUACGUGCCCGGCCCGGACGGUAAUCACAUCGAGGAGAAGCGGUUCCUAGGUUCCCUUGCGCGGGCCGGUAUGCUGAACCGGUACCAUCGGUUCUACCACAAGCGUUCCGGUUGGACCGUGGCCGAUGCGUACGGCGGCCCGAACGACUACGACGAUGGUAAUGAUGACGAUGAUGAUGAUGAUGAUGGCGAUGAUGACGAAGAUAACGAUAACGAUAACAGAACGAGUCAGAAAAACGACCGCUACAGAGAGGAAGGUGAUGAAGAGCCUGACGAAGUGGUGACCGACGACGACCCCGACGAUGAAGAUGAUGUCGGCGUGGACGGCGUGUAUGGACCAGAGCCAUCCCCGCCCCGUAAGCGUCACAUUGCCUCGAUAGCACGUUCCGGCUGGUCGCCAUCGUUCCGGCCAUCGCGGGCCGCGGGCCGUUUCAGUCGAUCCGGGAGGGCGAGGUCGAGUUUUACUCCCAACCCGAGCGACUACGACAACCAACCGCAGGCGUUUGUAGACGAUGCGACACUAUUAGCAGCGACAGCCGGACAGGAUUACGAAGCGCCUCCACCGUCCCUUUCUUUGGCAGCAGCAGCAUCAGCAGCUGGGGAGCUCCCGGUUUACGAUCCACGUGGGGCUCAGCACCGCCUCGAGUCACAGCGCUACACUGGCGACGUUUUCGGGGCGAACCGUCGACCUCCUCCUCCAGCAGGGCCGGUGUACGGCGGAUUGCACGAGGACUAUCCGAUGCCUCCGCCGCCGCCGUACUACGGAUACGCCGGAAUCACCACCAGUGAGGCCCGGUCGAAUCCGUUCUACUCCGAGGACGAGUUCCGGUGCGCUGCCCGGCUGCGCAAGCUGCUUUUCUACCUUAAGAAACAGUACCAACAGGACAACAAGUACAUCCAGGCCGUCUACGGACGGAACCCGGGAGGUGCUGGAGGUGCUCCGCGAUACAACUAAACUGCGCUUUAAAACCGUGUACUCACUAACUGUAUAACUCAACUUAAGCACUACUUAAACGAUAAGGCACGACGAGCUGACGCAGGACAAUAAUUUGCACCCGGUUCAAAGCGAAAGAAAGGAAGCAAGGUAAGAGCACUACUGUAGAGUUAGAUGUUUCAUUUCGAACUGAGAAGCAAGGUGACAUGUUUCCAUCAUCCAACAAAAAUAUAUCAAUUAAAUGGAGCAAACAAAAGUGUGUCAAAACUGUAUGGAAACAAGUAACAACAACAAAAACUCAACCAAUGCUGUUAAACAAGAAUAAAACAAAUCUUAUAUUAUACAUUGUACAUGGACUUAAGAGAUCAAAACAAACACAGGAGCCCCCCUCGUAAGUGUUUAUAAAAGCAUUUUUACUGUAUUAAAAAAAAGAGUGUAGAACUUAGGAUUACAAUAACUACUGGACACAAAACCUUUUAAGAUGUAUUUAUCAGAUAGCUAACCUCUUCCCCCUUUAGCCAACCAAGCCGCCGAUCAAGACGAGACGGUUAAAGUUUACCCUUUAAAACUCUGUUCUAAACUAUAUUUAACCAAAAAAAAAAACAACAACAAACAAAAAUAUCUCUCUAUUCCCAUAUCCCUUCCUUCAUAUCAAGUUGAGAACCUAAAAGAAACUGACAAAAUAAGCACACUCACACACUUUUCUACUUUUAAGAAACGUAAAACAAGGCAGCACUUUAAAGAAGUAGAAAAAAAGUAUAUCUUCCUUCCUCCUUUUUGAACAACACACACAAAAAAAAACCCUAUUAUAUGAAAUUUUAUCCUCAUAUAUUUAUAGACUUUACACAGAGUGUAUACAGAACACAAAAAAUAAAAUCAAAUAAACAGCAGCAAAACGGAAGCUAGAGAGCGACUCUCAAGCAGUGCGGCAGCUUUUGGGAGGAAGUGCCUCCUCCAAGCACAAACAGAAACCAAAGCAAACAUGGGCGCGAGCGAGCUCAUAGGCUAUGGAUUUGGGGGUGGGAUAAGUUAUGCAAAAAGUCUCCGAAGUGGGUACACGUGGUUUAGGCUCUAAAGACUGUGGGAUCGGGUUACAAGGUUAUAAUGUGUUUUUUGUGGGGUUAGGGAUGCUCAAAAAUAGGAAAUUUCAGUUAUGACCGAUUCUACCGUAUGUAUUGGCCUGAAUUACGGAGUAAACCUCAGUUAGUUUUUACAUAUUUGAAAAUAUUAUCGAUUUUCCUUCCUAGAAUCAUAGUGCAAUUUGGAAAAUAUUCUAUUUGUGCUUUAUACGAAUUUAAAAUAUCGUGACUAGACAACGUAUAAAUUGUCUUUUAAAAAGCAUUUACAAAAAAAUGCUAUAAAAUCUGAGCUGUCAGAAACGACGAAAGAGUGACUUAAAAAUGUUUCUGAUGAUAUCACUGACUUUAAAAUAAAGUUACUUCCCGGGCAGACGGUAAUAACAAAAUUCAUGCCAUUUCAAUAACAAAUACUGUUAAAAUAUCAAAAAGUGUUAUGGAAUCUUCUUGAAAAAUCCAUUUUUGCAUAAGGGUUUAAUAACAGUUUAUAUUAUCAUAACAAAAUUUGUUAUUGGUCUGAUAUUGGAUGAUAGCCAAAACAACUUUGGAAUAACAUUUUUUGUUAUGGAAGAAUACUUCCAACUGUUAUCUGGAUGAUCGGAUUAGUUGUUAAAAUAACAAAAAGUAAUAACAAAGAUUUGUUCGAAGAAUAACUAAAAAUGUUAUCAGUCUGUUAUUGCAAUAACAAUCCAAUAACAAAAAUUUCAUAACGACGAAUAACAAAUCUUGUUAUAAAUAACAUAAAAUGUUAUUGGCCUAGUAUUUUCCAAUAUCAAAAAAUUUUAUUACUAAGUUAUUUCCGUCUGCUCGGGUUACGACAUUUAUUUGUUUGCCAAAUAGCAAAUGGAGUUUCCCUUUUAUUAAAUGCAUUGCAUUGCAAUUUUCUUGCAUUAAAGUUAGUUAUAACUUUGACCUAAACUGAGCCGAACAGUUGAAAAACAAUAGAAGCUUCUGUGAAAAUUUGAUGACUUGUUUUCCUGAAUUUAAAAAUUGAUUUGAUUUACGAAAUCGUUGAGAUUUAUUACUCAUGGAAUUUUUUUGAACAAAUUCAGAACAAAAAUCUUUGAAAAUUAUAUAAAUUUCAUAAAAGUUUUAUAAAUCAAGAAAAAGUUGUCAGAUUUCUAUUUCAUUUGCAGAUUUUUUUAAAUAAAUAAUCGUUUCUCUGGUAAGCUAUUACAAAUUUUCAAAAUUUUUGAAUUGAUUAAACAACAGAAAAAUUUAAACAAUCUUUCGAUUAAUUAAGAUUUAUCGAUGCUGCAUGUUUUGCACGAAAAUGUGAAGCUGAUGUCAGCAAACGCUUCACUUUCGUCAAGGUAUGAUAAAUUUAGGCUCACUGAACAAUUUUUAUUGGACAGAAUUGAAUUUUAAUGAAUUUCCUGCCAAUAAAUAAAAUUGUAAAUUUCGUGCAUAAAUGGUAUAUAAUCAUAUUAAGAAACCAUGUACAUCCACGCAAAGGUUGCUUAACAUUCCAACUCCCAAGAAUCCAAAAAGUUGGAACGGUAACUUCAACUCGCUGGAUCUCGGGCAUAACUCAACCAAUCGGGACGAUUAUUUACCCCAGUGAUUUGUUAGGAUGUCUAGAUGAUCCUACAAUUUUGCAGAACUCAAUUUGAUCAAAUCUGUAAUUUUUGCGACCGAAAACAUCGUUCCAACUUUUUUUUCGCAUGUAAAAAAAAUAUCGCCAAAAAAUCUGCGGAGGAAAUUGGUUUAAAAAAGGUUGGAACGAUGAUUUCAGUCGCAGAAAUUACAGAUUUGUUCAAAUCAAGUUCUGCAAAAUUUUAGGAUUGUUUAGACAUUUUUACAAAUCGCUGGAAAUAAGAAUCGUCCCGAUUGUUUGAGUUAUGGCCGAGAUCCAGCGAGUUGAAGUUACCGUUCCAACUUUUUUGGGAGGCUUGGGCGUCCGUGUAAGUUGGACAUGCGUUGGGCGUUCCAGUGUUAAGAUGAUUCGAUGACAUUUGACCAGUUUUAUUUAUUAGCAGGGUAUUAUUCAAAAUUCAAUUCUGUCGGUUGGAGCGUGAUCAGGUAGGUCAAAUCUAUCAAAUGUCAAAUCUAUCAAAUGUGAAGCGUUUACUGACACCAACCAAUGUCAAGUUGUUCUAUCAUUGGUGAAUACAUUAUUUUAUUCUGAUAAACUAUCUUCAAAAGACCGAUUCUUAGCGAAGCUACACCAAAAUGUCACUUUUUUCAAUUUUCAGUGUGAUUUUUUAUAUGAAAAAUUUCAUUUUAAUUAUGAUCUAAUAAUUGCAAUGUGCUUUAAAUGCGUUUUCUUAUCUGAAAUGCCAAAAAUAUUGACCAAAUGAGGUCUGCAAGUCAUUGAAUGGGAGAGGAGUUUUUUCAUAAAUCUGCUCCUUUCGUUGUCCCGUCACGAAAAGAAAUGGCUGGCAAAAACUCAAAUCUCAACCAAAUCUUUCAGUUCAAGGAGCAAAAGAUUCGUUUUUCAAUUUGUGAUAAUGUGUAGAAGAGCAAAAGUUUUAAAAAAUCAAUCUGGCAAAACUGUGUCGAUUUUUUUGGUGUGCCUUUUAAAAUUCCAGUUUUACGAUGUUGUCCCGUCACGCUACAUUUUCAUUUCAGGAGAAGCACAGGUAUAAUAUUGUUCAUUAUGCAUGUCAUUUCUAUGUUGGAAAAUCAAUUAUCUUUUCAAAUAUGUAAUAACAUUGGGGGGUUUCUUCUUUAAUUGUGUCACUACAGCCAAAACGCUGAAAAAAACUUGGGAUUUUUUUGAAAAGGAGCCGAAGAAUCGGUCAAAAGAUGUUUUGAGCACAACCAAGUUUAGAAAAAAACGUUACUUAGUCUGACUGUUGAUUUCGAUAUGUAUUCGUGAAGGUAUAUCUGGUGGAUUGAUUUAGAAGUUCAUAUGUCGAGCGAUUUUAUAGUUGUUAUAUGCCUUUCCUCAAUAAGGAAGGUAAACAAAAAAGAUUAUUCAGUGCAUUCUGUGUUCAAUUGUUAGAAUCAGAUUUAUGAACUGCUUAGAAAUAUUGAUUAUUCAUGGAAAUAAUGAAGAUUCGAAAUAAUUUGUUAAGUAUUUAUAUAAAUAAUAAACUGAAAAUAAAAUAAAACUUAUUGAGCAUCCCAACUUCAUCUAAACACUUCAAGAACUUUCAUAAAGCUUGUCUUGUAUUGUCAACCCUAAAACAAAGCUCCUCGCAAAGUGGCCAGCACCGGAAAUUUGCACGCUCCUUUGGAUCGAGUUUCACCUCAAAAUCCGCGCGCGGAAUGUCUGACAUUUACGCGCCGCAAUGUGGUAUUGUCCCUUUUCAAGGGACGUAGACGAUCCUGUAGCCAACCACUUCCGGGAAGGCGUUUACCAGGUGGAUAUGAUACCUGGAAAGCUUGGAAAAGUCCCAAAGAUGAAUCAACGUGUGCAAAUGAAGCUUAGGGGAGAACUGUCGUUUUGCUGAAGAAAAUUGCCGAGCAAACUUUUAUUUUUGUUGAAUUUCCUAGGAAUUCUAUCAAGUUAAAUAGUUAAACUGGAUCAGAUUUGAAAAUUUACUCAAAAGUCACAACCCCUGAUCAAGUCAGAAGGACGACAAGAGCUGAUUCGGAAACAUUAAACUGAGAGUCACCCCUUCCUUAUAAAAAGGAGGCGUCCCAGAGACGAAGUGAAAUAAAUUUCGAAUUAAAUUGCCUCGUUAGCAGGUUUUUAUUUCCUUCCCCAAGGGGGGAGCCUGGCAUUAUGGCCCUACGAAAUGGGUCGUUGGAUUGAUGGAAUUUCGAUCAUAUUUCGCUUGCCAUUGAUGAUGGUAAUCAAUCUCCCUAGCAGAGUGAGCGCUUGCGAUGGAGUGGGGGAUUGAUCUAUUUUUAACGCUUAUUGGCAAUGAUUGAGGAAAGGUUUAUCAUUUUUUGAGUUAUGCCAAUCGUGGCUGAUUGAAUUUGGAAAUCAUUGUCACGUAAAAUAAAAUAUGAAAUUUGCUCAAAAGCUCCAACUUGCUGACUCGAGACCCGCGGAACGGAAGGAACUACAUCAAAACUAUAUAUCAACCUACAGCAAUGUUGGUCAAAUCAUACUCAAAACGGUUUUCAAGCUUCAUCAAAAUUACAAACAUACACUCAUUUCUAAUGGUUCAUGUAACCUUGUUGUGGCAUUUAACAGUUAAGAAAUCAACUAAUCAGUAGUUGAAGUUGAUCAAAACAACCAAACUACCCGGAAAGAAACACUCUAGAACCGAGCUAAGCUUAACUAGUUACUAAGAAGAAGAUGAAAAGUGCACGGAAAAUGGGAGAAAAUCAUUGCACCAUCAUAAUGAUAACAAAAUCAAUAAUAAUAAACUGAGGAAACAAGAAAAAAUGUGUGUAUGCUGUGUAUGACAAUUUUUCAACACGCCAUUUGCUGUUAUUAUCAUUAUCAUUGAGAAUUUUUCACUUUUCUGUUACAAAAAAUGUACAAGUUUUAGACACUGUAAGGCGCUAAGAAAUCAAUGGACAAUACAUAUUAUAAAUAUUAUAUACACUACUUAAACUGGGAAUUUGAGGAAAUCUGCUGCAAGGGGUGCCGUUGGGAUGAUUUUUACUGAAAAAAAUCACCACCGAAACUCCUUGGCCGACUCGAAUUUCCCAAAAAUGUAACAAAUAAGUUGUACUUAAAGAAGUUAAGGUAAAAAGGUGACAGAAUGGGAAAAUAAAGCUUCAAGUAAUGUAAACCAUACAAUAAUACCCUGACAAUAAUAAAUCAAUCGUGAAGAAGUACCAUAUUUUCGUACGUUUCGAGAAUGAAUGUUCCAACAGAACUGGAAGAAACGAGCCAAAAAUAGAUAAAACCUAAAGACAAUAAUCAAGCAUAACAACAAAAUGUAACUGAUUGUAACUACUUUGCAAACUGAGGACAAUAAAACUCACAAUACAUCAGUUUAUGAUAGACAGCUACACUUUCAAAACGAACAUCAGCACUUGUUUCAUUUUUAUGCUCAAAUUCACAUACAAAAUUCCCACAAAAAUCAUUCCCCCAGAUUGCACUUGUUGAACUUUUGGGCAAAACAACACCCACUGCAAACAAACUCAUAGACAUAAACACAGCAACACACACACAAGCAGUCACCCCCACCACAUGAGAAGGAGUAAAACUUGCUCAAUAAUGAAUUUUCAAGUGCGAGAAAAGUUUCCGGCGUGGAGUUCUGUAGAUAACGCUGCAAAUAAAAACAAUAGAAAAAUAAAAACAAAA